Messenger RNA from Closterium sp. NIES-67, 4475 nucleotides. Lineage: Eukaryota; Viridiplantae; Streptophyta; Zygnematophyceae; Desmidiales; Closteriaceae. The record is from the annotation of a GenBank genome assembly.
AAUAUCUCAAAGGACUUAAGCGUUUCUGAAGUAUAACACUACACUCGAGGAAGAUCGCAACGGCAACUGCAAAACAGGUGUCCGCUGGUUUAGGGCGAAACGAUUCGCGCGCCGUUGAGCGCGGAGGUCAGUGCGAGGACCUGCUGCUGUCCGGACACCCAUCGCUGGUGUAUCCACCCAUCGCCGUGUGCCUUGCCGCCGCUGCUUGGACGCGGCAUGUGUUCCGGCGGCGCUUGCUAUUAGUACCUGUGCUCCUGCGCCCCCCCCCACGCCGCGGAAACCCUAAUCUACAUCAUAGCAGUGCUAGGUCACGUACCCACAUAGUACCUACUACAUACUGCUCCUACUAAUCCCGAAAUUGGCGGUGAACCUCAUGCUCACAGCAGAGAAGUUUUCACGGUUAGCUCCAUUGGCUCGUCCCUUUCAUCCGCCGCGCCAGUUCCAUCCAUCCCACCUAUAACGCCUCGCUACCCACUGGGUCAAAACGAGGUUACCCAGAGGCGCAGCGGAAUGCGUUUCUACACUCUAGGGUUCCGUUCGCAGACGUUACUACACCACCACAGCCACCUCACGUGCUCACACCCGCCCCUUCUCCACGGCUCCGUCCACCCCACAUCGCCACCUCACGUGCUCAGGCCCGCCCCUUCUCCUCGGCUCCAUCCACCCCACCAGCCGGCGCGCUCACAGCCGACUUACAAUCCGUUGAGUAGAGCGAGCCCUGUAGAGUAGAGAAGUCGUCAGAGGUAGCAGGGCUAGGCUCCGUGUGGUGCGGCAGCGGCAGCAUGCGGCGUUCCAGCGUCGCCUGCCUGGCGUCAGGUCGGGAUGCUCCUGCGGUGGCCGUGAGCCGCCAGGGGAUGGCGCGUGAGCGUCAGGGGGUGCAGCGCGCUCUAGCCCUCGCAUGGUGCCACCGCCCUUGCCGUGACGCCCUUCGCCAUGGUCCACGCCCAGAUGCUCAGAGCCUCGCAAGUACGAUUCCUGCAGGACUGCCAGGCGGCGUGGAAUCGGACCUUCAACGGGUGGAGUGGCCCCAAUCCCAACUGCUUGGCAGCAGAGGGGAUCCAAUGCGAUAGCAUCGGAAUGAUCACGCACAUAGACUUAUUGGGCAAAAAAUUGCAGGGGCCAAUUCCCAACUCCAUCAGCAACCUCAGGGAGCUCGUUUACCUAUUCCUUAAUGUCAAUCGGCUCAUAGGCUCAAUCCCUGCUGCAAUUGGCAAUCUAAAAAAUCUGACUUUCCUGUUACUCUCCAACAACAUGCUCUAUGGAAGCUUACCCUCUUCACUCUCUCAGUUGACAUGCUCGACAAAAUUGUUUGAGAUGCCCCCUUGUGAAACUCCCACCGAUCAGCAUGGACCUCUCCAGGAACUACUUCUCAGGUAUACCAGACUUUCAACACAAUAUCGCUGCCAACUGCUUCGCAAUUGACAAUGACAAUGACUCCAACGGGCAGCGGCCUGCAGCAGAGUGUGCGGCGUUUUGUGCCAUCACCAACACUAGUUCUGCUUGUGGUGGUAGUGGCACGUGCUAUCCAGAUGGACCCAGCUUGGCGCCGACGUGCACGUCCUGUCAACCGGAAUUCGUGGACUCCGGGAGAAACAAUUGUGUUGCCAAAGGCUGGGUCCAAAGCUUUCAAACCAGCAAGCCCAUUCUUCCCCUGUUCUCGGUGCUCACCAAGGGGACGCAGCGAGAGACAGUGGGAAGGCGUUUCUUCACUCUAACCGCUUCGAAUAAAAGAGCAAGCCCGUGGCCUUAGUUUAUCAGUGGCCGCAUUCGCACCACCUCGGGGCAGCCCUUUUUUUUCGCUAUGUGAGCACGGACUACGAAGUGGCAUCCAACAACGACGACUCAUGGAGCAUCCGCGACCUCCACACCUGGAACUCCUUGGACUUCCUCAGCUGGCCUGUCAAGAACCAGAAUGAUUGCAAUGCCUGCUGGGCGUAUGCGGUGGUGGCGAGUGUCGAGUCACUCUUGAUGGGGCUGACCGACACAGACAAGUGCACGGCUGGAGGCUCCCCCACCGAAGCCUUUGAGAAGCUGGUCACUCUUGAUGGUAGCAGUGGACUCACAGGGGUCAUUGAAUCUGCAACAAGGUAUCCAGUGCAGGCAUUUGAGCGCACACAGUUCAAGGGGUAUGUGGGGCUCAUGCUGGCAGUGCGGCGCCAGCCAGUGGUGGUUCACAUCGAGGCUUCUGCUGGCACAUUCGUCGCCUAUGAUGGGACGUUCAAAUACCAGGAUCCUGCCUGCUACACCGGCAACCUGAACCACGUUGUGCUCGUUGUCGGCUACUUCAUCAAUAGAAACGACGGCAGCCAGAAACGCAUUGCUCCUCCGUUUUGGAUGAUCCGCAACUCGUGGGGGGGGUUUUGGGGCGACGGGGGCCACAUGUACAUGGACAUUCAGGGAGGGGAUGGCGUGUGUGGCAUCAACGUGCUGCCUGGCAUCUACCCCAUUGUCAAGAGAGGCAUCCACCCCAGUGUCAAGAGUGAGGAAUGUACCCCAUUGUCUAGAGUAAGGCCUAUACCCCAUUUUCAUUUUGUUUGAAGAGCAAACCAAACAAAGCAGUGUGUUUCCAUCUAGAAAUUGCACAGCUCCACUUGUCAUGAAAAAAACACAUCUGCCAACGUCCCUGUUGCAUUUAGCAUGCAACUUCUGAGAAGGUUGUCACUAGUAAUCCGUCAGGUUGGUUCUGAGCAAAAUCAAACUGGCUGAGAUCGUUGCAGCUGCUGGCGGUCAUUCUGGUUGGUGGAAAGCUUGGCUAGCCUAGCACAUACGUGUUGAGUAGCACAUACCUGGGCAAGUUUCAAUGUACUUUAGUAGGGUGGCAUUAGUUGCAGAGUUUCAUUCCUUUUCUCCUUCCACCUUCCAUCCUCAUGUGUUUCGAGUGUCUUCUCCCUGCCACCUUCCAGUUCCAGGGGACCCCUGCAGUCAAAACAGCUACAAGGGCGAUCAGGAUUCAUACGGCAUGAACUCGUGCGGCCGGUUCACAUGUGAGGCGAUUGAUGACAGCAGCAACAGCUGCAACUGCAACAUUCCUGGGGCCAGCAGGCAGCCUUUUGUUGAAGUUGGGAAUGGAAAUGGCUCCAGCACAUGCGCUUAUGUGGAUGUGUGCGGGUCAUACUUCAAGAACCCCUGCUACGUGGGCACAUGCAUCAAUGAUGAGAAGGGCUCGUAUUCUUGCAUCUGCCCUCCCAACCACAUUGAAAGCACAACUGUCUACGGCUUCCCCACCAGCGAUCCAGGCGAUGCUUCGGUAUCCCAAUUAAUUCCAUGGCCACAACCAUAACAGUCAUUGGAGACAACUGGCAGUGUUCAGAUGUUUAUGCAAUUGUUGGCAAUUUCAUGCUCCAGAUGUGAGCAAGGUGUGGGGACUUCAGGCGACGGCGGCAGCGUCGACAGCGGCGGCGGCGGCGGCGGCGUGUGGCGGCGUGGCCAGUGGCACCAGCUGCGGCGGCGGCGGCUUCGACGACAGCUACCGGCGGCGGCGGAGCUCGCAGCACUCGGCGGCGUGGCCGGGCUCCGCGACGGUGGGACGGCCGGCGCGAGUCAGCCAUCGGCUGCGGCGAGUAAGAGGGGACGCAGGGGAAGGGGGCGGGGCUUCAGCAGCGGAGCCCGGGAGCGUGCCGCCCCGUGUGGCGCGCUGGCUGCAUGCGGGCGUGCUGGCCAGCGCUAAGACGGGGCGCUGGCGGCUGCCAUCUGUGCCGUCCGCGAGCUGGCAGCACGUCGCCACGGCAGCACGACGGCGCCGUCACGCCGCCACGGCUUGACGUCGACGCCACGGCAGCGCGUCGAGACGGCCGCGGCAGCACGACGCGGCCGGCGGCACAACGACGCCGCCACAGCAGCACGACGCGGCCGUCAUGGCAGCGAGAGAGAGAGAGAGAGGAGUGCGCGGCGGAAGCGUGAUAAGCAGGCCCAGGAAGAGCAACCUGCUCUGUUACCAUGUCAAAUGAGCUACCGUAAUAGCCCGGAUAGAAGACCCCCUAGUAAUAGAAGACCCAGGGUCUUAUAUGAGGUGUCUAUCUUGUAUUUGGGCUUCCCGUUUAUAAGACACCCCCUGGGCGGUAUGAGAUAAGACCCCCCCUCCUCCCGCCUGUUUUUUCUUCUUGUUUACCAAAUUCCCCCAGAUAAGCGCCCCUAUGGGCGUUUAGGGACUGUUUUGAAAUUGUGUGUGGGGGGUGUUGGAAAUAUCUCAAAGAACUUAAGCGUUUCUGAAGUGACUGCAGACAGAGACCGGGACUGCUCAAGAAACAACGGGAAGAGUACCAGAGAUGGUGACUCCGUCUCCCUCUUCAAGUGUGGACCCGAAUCUCAUGGAGAGAUUCUUCAGCUUCAUGUCACACUUCGACCAGCAGCAGCAGACAAGGACACCUGCGCAAUCAACACAGAGCAAUGGAGGGAAUAUGGGAUUAGCGCCGAUGAGCCUCGACAACUCAUCCUUCGGGCGACACAACCAAGCGCCUACCUUUGCGCCUUAUCAU